Molecule: messenger RNA, 1209 nt
Organism: Elgaria multicarinata webbii
Lineage: Eukaryota; Metazoa; Chordata; Lepidosauria; Squamata; Anguidae
Gene: MNAT1
Product: MNAT1 component of CDK activating kinase
Exons: 8
Coding region: 52-981 (309 amino acids)
Biological process (GO): positive regulation of cyclin-dependent protein serine/threonine kinase activity; regulation of transcription by RNA polymerase II; nucleotide-excision repair
Cellular component (GO): transcription factor TFIIH holo complex
Molecular function (GO): cyclin-dependent protein serine/threonine kinase activator activity
Source: RefSeq, a predicted model, not a curated record
GGACUGCCUAAGCGGGGAGCUGGCGGCGGCUCUGACAGGAAGCCGUUCGCCAUGGACGACCAGGGCUGUCCCCGGUGCAAGACCACCAAGUACAGGAACCCCUCCCUCAAGCUGAUGGUCAACGUCUGCGGGCACACGCUCUGUGAAAGCUGUGUGGAGCUGUUGUUUGUCCGGGGGGCCGGUAACUGCCAGGAGUGCGACACCCCUUUGCGGAAGAGCAACUUCAGAGUGCAACUCUUUGAGGACCCAGCUGUUGACAAGGAGGUGGAAAUCCGGAAGAAGGUGUUGAAAAUAUACAAUAAAAGAGAGGAUGACUUUCUCAGUCUACAGGAAUACAAUGAUUUCCUGGAAGAAGUUGAAGAAAUUGUAUUCAACCUGACCAACAACAUUGAAGUGGAGAAUACAAGAAAGAAAAUGGAGAUGUACCAGAAGGAGAACAAAGAAGUCAUUCAGAAAAAUAAAAUCAAGCUGUCUCGGGAGCAAGAGGAAUUGGAAGAAGCUCUGGAGGUUGAACGUCAGGAGAAUGAGCAACGGCGGCUUUUUAUACAAAAGGAGGAACAAAUGCAGCAGAUGUUGAAAAGGAAGAACAAACAGGAACUUCUGGAUAAAUUGGAAAGUUCUCAUCUGCCUGCCUCUUUGCUGUUAGCCCAACACAAAGACCGGUCUACGCAACUGGAAAUGCAACUUGAGAUCCCCAGACCGGUCAAGCCGGUUGCAUUUUCGACUGGCAUCAAAAUGGGUCAGCAUAUUUCCUUAGCGCCUGUGCCAAAGAUCGAAGAAGUCCUGUACGACUAUCAGCCAUUGUACGUAGAGACCUACGGACCGCCGGUUCCGGAGCUUGAACUGCUGGGAAAAUUUGGGUAUCUAAACCACGUCCGAGCCGCCUCCCUGCAGGAUCUUGCUGGUGGCUACACUUCCUCCCUCGCCUGUCAUCGAGCCCUUCAAGAUGCCUUCAGCGGACUGUUUUGGCAUCCUGGCUAGCUUGGAAGUAACCGACACUGGAGCAGAGCGAGCUAAGCAAAACCUCAGGUGAAAAUCGCUGCCGUCUGCACUACAGCAAAGCUGCCAUCAUCUAUCUUUCUCUUUUUUUAAAAAAAAAAAAAAAGUGCAGCCAGCUGUGCUUAUGUAUUAAAAACUCACCGUACAGAUCCUUCUUUAAAAAAAAUUGUGUUCGUGUUUUUUGUGCGUAGAGAAAUGGUGGGAUUGGGA